GCGAGUCAGGUCUCCGGAGGUGACGCUUGUAGGUGACGAAGCGGUGGCGCUCGUAGAUGACGUACAGCGCGCCAAGAUUUUUGGAAUUCUGCGUGGACCGAAUUACAGACCUAAUUCAUUGCCAGAAAGCCAUCUGCGGAGAUGGCCCCGGUCCUUCACUUUUACGUCCGUCCCUCUGGCCACGAGGGGGCAGCCUCUGGACGCGCUCUUCGGAAACUGCAAGAGAAACUGCCAAAGCUUCAGAGUGUGGAGACUGAGCUGUGCUAUAAUGUGCACUGGGCAGCUGAGACCCUUCCAGGGGCAGAGGAGAUGAAGAAGUUGAAGUGGCUGUUUGGCUGCCCAUUGUUGCUGGAUGACGUUGCUCAGGAAUCCUGGCUUGUUCCUGGCUCUAAUGACUUGUUGCUGGAGGUGGGACCCAGGCUGAACUUCUCUACUCCGGCAUCCAGCAACAUUGUUUCUGUGUGCCAGGCCUCUGGGCUGAGAGCUGUGGAUCGGGUAGAGACCACCCGGCGCUACCGGCUUUCGUUUGCCCACCACCCUACGGCCGAGAUGCAAGCCAUUUCUCUGGCUGCCUUGCAUGACCGGAUGACGGAGCAGCACUACCCUGACCCUAUCCAGAGCUUCUCUCCUCAGAGCAUCCCAGCCCCACUCAGCGGCUCCAUCGACAUAUUAGCUGAGGGUCGGCUUGCCCUGGAGAAGGCCAACCACGAUCUAGGGCUGGCCCUGGACUCCUGGGACCUGGAUUUCUACACUAAGCGCUUCCAAGAACUGCAGCGGAACCCCAGUACCGUGGAGGCCUUUGACUUGGCUCAGUCCAACAGUGAGCACAGCCGACACUGGUUCUUCAAAGGCCAGCUCCAUGUGGAUGGGAAGAAGCUAGCACAUUCUCUGUUUGAGUCCAUCAUGAGCACCCAGGCAUGCUCAAACCCUAACAAUGUCCUCAAGUUCUGUGACAACAGCAGUGCAAUCCAGGGGAAGGAAGUCCAAUUCUUAAAGCCUGAGGACCCUACACAACCAAGCUGCUUCCGGCAACAGCAGGGGCUUAGACAUGUUGUCUUCACAGCGGAGACACAUAACUUCCCCACAGGAGUGGCCCCCUUCAGCGGUGCAACUACAGGCACAGGUGGCCGCAUCCGAGAUGUCCAGUGCACAGGUCGCGGGGCCCACGUGGUAGCCGGCACUGCUGGCUAUUGCUUUGGAAACCUGCACAUCCCAGGUUAUAAUCUGCCCUGGGAGGAUCCAAGCUUCCAGUAUCCUGGGAACUUUGCCAGGCCUUUAGAAGUUGCUAUUGAGGCCAGUAAUGGAGCGUCUGACUAUGGCAACAAGUUUGGAGAACCCGUGCUGGCUGGAUUUGCCCGCUCUUUGGGACUCCAGCUGCCAGGUGGUCAGCGGCGUGAGUGGAUCAAGCCCAUCAUGUUUAGCGGGGGCAUUGGGUCUAUGGAAGCCAAACAUGUGGGCAAAGAACCCCCAGAGCCAGGCAUGGAGGUUGUAAAGGUUGGGGGUCCCGUCUACAGGAUUGGAGUUGGGGGUGGAGCUGCUUCAUCUGUGCAGGUUCAGGGAGACAACACCAGUGACCUGGACUUCGGUGCUGUGCAACGGGGAGAUCCAGAAAUGGAGCAGAAGAUGAAUCGUGUAAUCCGGGCUUGUGUGGAGGCCCCAGGAGGAAACCCCAUCUGCAGCCUCCAUGACCAGGGUGCUGGUGGCAAUGGCAAUGUCCUCAAGGAGCUGAGUGACCCAGCAGGAGCCAUCAUUUAUACCAGCCGCUUCCAGCUGGGUGACCCCACGUUGAAUGCACUGGAAAUCUGGGGGGCCGAGUACCAGGAGUCAAAUGCGCUUUUGCUGAGGCCCUCUGACCGGGACUUCCUGAAUCGUGUCAGUGCCCGGGAACGCUGCCCAGUUUGUUUCGUGGGCACAAUCACUGGAGACAAGAGAAUCACGCUAGUGGAUGAUCGUGAGUGUCCCGUGGGAAGAGAUGGCCAGGGAGAUACCUCACUAACACCUCCAACCCCUGUGAACCUGGAGCUUGAGUGGGUUCUGGGAAAGAUGCCUCAGAAGGAGUUCCUCCUCCAGAGGGAGCCCCCUGUGCCGCAGCCUCUGGUCCUGCCCCCGGAUCUGAGUGUGCGCCAGGCUCUAGAACGCGUUCUAAGGCUGCCUGCUGUGGCCAGCAAGCGCUACCUCACCAACAAGGUGGAUCGCUCUGUGAGUGGUCUUGUGGCCCAACAGCAGUGUGUCGGGCCCCUGCAGACUCCUCUGGCUGAUGUGGCUGUUGUGGCACUGAGCCACCAGGAGCUCACAGGGGCCGCCACAGCCCUGGGAGAACAGCCAGUCAAGAGCUUGUUGGAUUCCAAGGUUGCCGCCAGGCUAGCUGUGUCUGAAGCCCUCACCAACCUGGUGUUUGCUCUGGUGACUGACCUCCGAGAUGUGAAGUGCAGUGGGAACUGGAUGUGGGCAGCCAAGCUCCCGGGAGAGGGUGCAGCUCUGGCUGAUGCCUGUGAGGCCAUGGUGACAGUGAUGGCGGCACUGGGUGUGGCAGUGGACGGCGGCAAGGAUUCCCUCAGCAUGGCCGCCCGGGUUGGCACUGAGACCGUCCGGGCUCCUGGGUCGCUGGUCAUUUCAGCCUACGCUGUCUGUCCAGACAUCACAGCCACUGUGACCCCAGACCUCAAGCAUCCUGGAGGGAAAGGUCACCUGCUCUAUGUGCCUCUGAGCCCUGGACAGCACCGGCUGGGAGGCACAGCCCUGGCUCAGUGUUUCUCCCAACUUGGGGAGCACCCUCCUGACCUAGACCUUCCCGAGAACCUCGUGCGUGCCUUCCGUAUCACACAGGGCCUGCUGAAAGACCGCCUUCUUUGCUCAGGCCAUGAUGUCAGCGAUGGAGGGCUUGUCACCUGCCUGCUAGAGAUGGCCUUUGCUGGGAAUUGUGGGAUAGAGGUGGAUGUGUCUGCCCCCGGGAUUGACGCGCUGCCUGUACUGUUUGCGGAGGAGCCAGGCCUGGUGUUGGAGGUACAGGAAGCAGAUGUAGCCAGAGUAUUGCUGCGGUACCAGGGUGCUGGCCUACAGUGUCUGGAACUGGGCCACACAGGCGAGGCUGGACCCCACGCCAUGGUCCAAGUGUCCGUGAAUGGCACUGUAGUUGUAGAGGAGCCCGUUGGGCAGUUGAGAGCCCUCUGGGAAGAAACCAGUUUCCAGCUGGAGCUGCUGCAAGCGGAGCCACGCUGUGUGGAAGAAGAGAAACGGGGCCUAAAGGAGCGGACAGGACCCCGCUACUACCUGCCACCCACCUUUCCUACUGCCUCUGUGCCCUGUAAACCUGGUGGUCCCGUCCCCCGAGUCGCCAUUUUGCGAGAGGAGGGCAGUAAUGGAGACCGAGAAAUGGCUGACGCCUUUCACUUGGCUGGGUUUGAGGUGUGGGAUGUCACCAUGCAGGAUCUCUGCUCUGGGGCCAUCGGGCUGGACACCUUCCGCGGUGUGGCCUUUGUGGGUGGCUUCAGCUAUGCAGAUGUGCUGGGCUCUGCCAAAGGGUGGGCAGCUGCAGUGACCUUUAAUCCACGAGCCAGGGCAGAGCUGGGACGCUUCCGCAGGCGGCCCGACACCUUCAGCCUGGGAGUGUGUAAUGGCUGUCAGUUGCUGGCCCUUUUGGGCUGGGUAGGAGGUGACCCCAAUGAAGAGCAAGAUGAGUCAGGCCAUGAUUCGCAACCGACAAAGCCAGGCCUCCUGCUCCGCCACAAUCUCUCUGGGCGGUUUGAGUCCCGAUGGGCCACCGUGCGUGUGGAGCCUGGGCCAGCCCUGAUGCUUCGCGGGAUGGAAGGCUCUGUGCUUCCUGUGUGGAGCGCUCACGGGGAAGGUUACAUGGCAUUUUCUUCUCCUGAACUGCGAGCCAAGAUUGAGGCCAGGGGCUUGGUACCGCUGCACUGGGCAGAUGAUGAUGGGAACCCCACAGAACAGUACCCCUUGAACCCCAAUGGAUCUCCAGGGGGCAUAGCUGGCAUCUGCUCCCAAGAUGGUCGCCAUCUGGCGCUCAUGCCACACCCUGAGCGGGCUGUGAGGCCUUGGCAGUGGGCUUGGCGACCCUCUCCCUUUGAUGCUCUUGCAACCUCUCCUUGGCAGCAACUCUUUGUGAAUGCUUGGAACUGGACACAGGAGGACAGGUGCUAAGGAGGCUGCGUGACCACACUGGCCCACAGCUCAUCCUUUGAGUCCGCUGCCCCCUUUUUCCCAUUGCCUUCAGGAGUACCCACAUGAUUCCCAGAAGCAUCUUGUACGGACAAGAGCCAAAGUGCUAGGAGUACCUCAGCUGCAUUGCUCACUUUAUUUAUUUUUGUUUGUUUUUGUUUUUGUUUUUCAAGACAGGGUUUCUCUGUGUUGCUUGGGAGUCCGGCCUGGAACUAGCUCUUGUAGACCAGGCUGGCCUCGAACUCACAGAGAUUCGCCUUGCUCUGCCUCCCGAGUGCUGGGAUUAAAGGCUUGUGCCACCCGCCCGGCUGCCUCGUUCAUUUUGGCCUUGCCCUUGAAAGAGCUGCUCUCACGUGAGUCUCCAGCAAACAGCGGCUCUAGGGACAGCUGACAGAGUACGGGGGUAGGCAGAGUUCUGCAGACACUUCUUCCUGUGAUCAUCACCUUGUCCUUUGUUCUCUUGUUUGGAGCUCUGAACAAGGCUUUCUGUCCCCUUUUCUUUCUUUGGCAUUUUGAGACAAACUUUUUUUUCCCCUUCUUUUUCAAGACAGGAUUUCUCUGUGUAGUUUUGAUGCCUGUCCUGGAAUUAGCUCUUGUAGACCAGGCUGGCCUUGAACUCAAGAGAUCCACCUGCCUCUGCCUCCUGAGUGCUGGGAUUAAAGGCAUGCCCCACCACCACCUGUCUGAGACAGACUCUCAGGCUGUAGCACAUGCUGGCCCUAAACUCAAGAUCCCCUAGCUUCAGCCUCUCCGGUGAGUGGCUCUGUGCUUGGCCCUGGUUUGGGGUCAUGGUUUAAUGUACCAGCCCCUCCCCAACCUCAAGAGCAGAUUCCUGGAUUCCUUUUAAGACAUGCUCUGCUAGCUGUGAGGAAUUGUUGCUUCUGGCCACGCUUACAGUUGACCUGUGCUGCCUCCGAUCACAUCCCUGGUUGUUAUUCUCCUAAUUUAGCAGGCACCUCCCUUCCUACUGGAGUACCACCAGCUGUCAUUCAUUCUUCUUGUUACUUGAUCAGGGAUGGUGCCAAGCACUGGUACUGCCCCAAUGGAGUUUGUAGUCAUAAUAGGAUUUAAAUAAUAGCGGCUUAGCUUGUACCGCAAAGCUAAGUCAGUGCUGGCUAAUUUAUGUAUCUGAAUUCUCAUAAAAAUUAAGAAAGGUACUUGAGGCAUUUUCCAGUUAGCAGAGGAAAGUUUAAUGAUAAACUGCCUUUGAUUGGUCACAACUUGAAAGGGACAGCAAGGGGCCAUGCCCAGCCAGUUUCAUCUGCUUCUGAUCAUCCUGUGGUCACAGGUCACAUUUCCUGGAAGCAGCUGUUCUUGUUGACAGCCAUCUCCCAUCAUUCCCUGCUUUGUUCCCUCAAUAAAUGUAUUCAGAAGCCACUUGUCCACUGGAGUCAAGUGGUCUAUGACAUUCUCUAUCAUGAUUAAAGGGGUUUCCCUAUAAAAACAUGGAUUUUGGAUUUUUCUAA
This is a messenger RNA of Myodes glareolus (Bank vole), 5639 nucleotides long. The record is from RefSeq and is a predicted model, not a curated record. NCBI's taxonomy places the organism in Eukaryota, Metazoa, Chordata, Mammalia, Rodentia, Cricetidae.